This is a messenger RNA of Sordaria macrospora k-hell, 405 nucleotides long. RefSeq lists its product as uncharacterized. NCBI's taxonomy places the organism in Eukaryota, Fungi, Ascomycota, Sordariomycetes, Sordariales, Sordariaceae. The record is from RefSeq and is a predicted model, not a curated record.
AUGACGAAGCAAUGGGAAGACCACAGACAUAUCAUCAUCCGGGAGUAUAAGGACAACAACAGACCUCUUCACGAGGUCAAGAAGUUCAUGAAGGAGCAGUACCAGUUUGAAGCUUCAAUCCGAGCAUACCGUUCACGCUUCGAUAAAUGGAGAGUCCGCAAGUAUACUGUCCGCAAGCGAAGAAGAGAUUCUUUGGGCGGAAAAUCCGACAAGUCCAUGUCGUCCGAAUCAUCCUCGGAUGGUACCGGUUGUUCGCCGCCACCACGGAGUCCUAUCCAUCACAUCCAGAGAAGGGUGAUCAGCAGCAGCAGCCCGCAAGCACACGAACAAUCGUCGAUCCAUUACCUCGGGUCAGGCAUGUACGGAUCGACCACGACAUUGACGGAAGAUUUCCUGACGAGGUGA